Molecule: messenger RNA, 942 nt
Organism: Chanos chanos (milkfish)
Lineage: Eukaryota; Metazoa; Chordata; Actinopteri; Gonorynchiformes; Chanidae
Gene: cntd1
Product: cyclin N-terminal domain containing 1
Exons: 7
Coding region: 1-942 (313 amino acids)
Biological process (GO): reciprocal meiotic recombination
Cellular component (GO): site of double-strand break
Source: RefSeq, a predicted model, not a curated record
AUGGCUUUAUUUUCGUCAAAUGAACGAACGAAAAAGCUUGGAUUUGGUCAAACUCCAUUUGAAAUUUUAUCAGAUUUUCUGGCCGGUCUCGAUAAAACAAACAAGAGUAAUUUGGACAACUUGUCAAAAUGCUGCGGAAAUUUCAAAGAAGAAAAAAUAAUUGAAUGUGUAUUCCUUAUCUGCAAGAAAUUGAGACUUGAUCCAACUGUUGGGUAUCACGCCACUGAGAUACUGGAGAGGUUUAUGACAAAGCACCUCGAGCGAAUAUACUCUAGUCAAAACUGUCAAACACUUCAAGGUGCCACAUGUGGACAGAAGACAAACUACGAGGACAUGGUCUUUGAGGAUGUGAACGAGAAGUUCUUUGUCUUCAUUCUCUCCAGUGUGCAAAUUGCAAGCAAGCUGGCCUUGCACUCUAGUGUCAUAGACAAUAAUGCAGCCAUGGAAUUCCUUCAUUCAGUUGGCCGAACAUGUUCUAAAGAAAAACUCAUGGAAUCUGAGCUUCUGAUUCUGAAAACCCUAGACUUCAACCUGAACCUCCCAAACCCUCUGUCUUAUGUGGAGACUCUACUGGAAAUACUGGGAUACAACGAUCCAUCUGUACCUGUGGCACACCUGCAUCAUCUCUGUAGGUAUACACUACAGUUCAUUUACUUGCAGAGGGGGCCAAUAUAUCAGUCAUUACUCGUUGUUGUCACUGGAUGCUCAAGCCCACCACCAGAACACAGGGUAAAGUUUGUGUCAGUGACUGAAGACUGUAUGCUUUUGGGUGUGGCUGUCAUUGCGGUGUCUGCAUUCAUUCAUAACAUCUCUACCUGGGAACAGGUGGUGGCAGAAUUAAACCUCAUCACUGGUAUCUCCAUACGCAGCAUAAUGGACUUUGCACAUGUUGUUUUGAUGCACAUCAGUGGAUGUCCCCCUUGCAAGCACCUAAAUCAGUGA